AUGUUCAAGGCCCUAAUGGGCGGGGGCCGGUCGGCGUCCACCUCGGACGCCCGCAGCACAACCAGCUCCAGCUCCAAAACCAGCCGCCGCAAGACCGAUUCCAAGUCUGCCUCCAGCCGCAAAUCCUCACGGGGUGACGACCGUGACCGUGGCUUGGGCGACUUGUCGGCCUACGCUCAAUCUACCUCUGGCAGCAGGCGCGGCCCGCCCAGCGUCGCUGGCGAGUCUGUCGCAUCGACCUACGUAACCGCUGAGCCCGAUGCCAUUGAAUACCCUGAUCGGACGGUCGUUGAGCGUACCCCGAAGCGCAGAGACAGUGACCGCGACAGCAAGAGCUCACGCCGCCGCGAGCGCGAUCGCUCCGAGAGCCGUGAGCGCGAGAAGAGAAGAUCGAGUCGUCGCAGUGGAGACGAUACCUACGACGAUGAUCAGGAUAGAGAGCGUGAGCGCGACCGUCGCGACCGGAGUCGCACAUACUCGGGGGACCAUCAUGUUCCGCCCAUCUCUACAACCAUGCCGUCCAGCGUCCCAGGCGCCCAGUUUGCCGCCGACAUUGCGGCCCCGGGAUUCUCGCAGUUCCCUAUGCAAAAUGACAAUGCGAUGCAGCCGCCUGUCACCACCGCGGGUUACUCGCCGGGACAUGAUACUUCACCCGCGCCCUUUGACCCCCACGUACAACAGCAGUUCCCUGGUCAAUUCCCGUCCGGUACCGCAGAACCUUAUUUCCCGCCCAAUAAUCCAGCAGGCGCCGCGGCAGACUACUAUGGCGAUCAAGGGCAGUCGGUCGGUGACCAACCGGGUGUUCGACCGCAGCAACCUGCCAUCAUUCCCAAUAGCCAAGCACACUUGAUGGCAGCAUCGCCCUCGGCCAACCCACCGCCCGAGCCUAGCAGCCUGGGCCAGGUUGGUGCGGCUGCUGCGUAUUUCACAGACGACAUUCCGCACAACGAAUCACCGGAUAAGCCGCCGGCAGGCUCAUCAUCAAAGCCCCCAAAGCCUGGUAAGCCGUCAAAGCCGUCGAAACCUAACAAGCCUUCCUCGUCGAGUGCUAUUCCCACAGCCGCCGCUGUAGCUGCAGCGGCAGCGACUUACGGAGUGGGCCACCAUGAACAGUCUCAAGCUGCCGCAGCUUAUCAGCAAGAAUCGUACUCUUCGACAACGGUUCAGCAAACCCACUCGUACUCGCAGCCGGCUCUGACAAGUACUUCCAAGCCUCCUCAUUCACAUGGCAUCGGAACUGGCAUUGGAAUGGCAGCCGCCGGUGCAGCAGCGGGCUACAUGAUAGGCCAUCAACAUCACGAAUCCAGCCCCACGCAUUCAUCGCAGUACACUUUCCAGAACUACGAGCAGUCCUCUCAUGGUAGUGUCCCUCCGUACGGUGCUGGCCCCAGCAACGCUAUGAUCGCAGCGGGUGCUGUUGGCGCUGCUGGAGCCGCUGGCUAUGCCGCCCAUAACCCUGGUUUCUACCCCCACGGUGGCCUUGCAGUUCAACACCGUCAUCGUGGGCCGCUUACAAAGUUUGUGGAUUUCUGGCGAGAUCCCGAGGGUGUGGGUCGGUUCGAAGACUAUACGGAAACCAUCGGUGUGUGCAAGUACUGCUUUGAGCCUGGAACCACCUCGAUGAAUGCACCUCGCAAACAUCAUUAUCAUGCGCGCCGCCAUUCUGCUGAUCGCUAUAGCAGUGGAAGUUCUUCACGAGUGAACAAGCUCAGCCGAUAUCAUUCCUCCGAGGACGAGCGGCGUAGUCGCAAGCGUUCAUCCAAGAAGUCCUCUUCCUGGCUCCCGGGUAUGCUGGCUGGCUAUGCGGCCAAGUCAAUUUUCACUGGCAGGAACUUUGAUGACUCUUACAGCGUUCACUCAGGCCAUGUCUCUGGUGAUCGAGUUUCGUCAUAUGACCGAGAAGACGAUCGGAGGAGCUACACUUCUCGAGGCGUUGUUCGUCGCUCUGGUCACAGCCCUCCGCGCGAGUAUCACUCCGACAGCAAGCAUACCCGACGGACGCGCUCUCGCUCACGAUCAUCAUCCCGUUCUGGUCACCACUCCUUUGUGAAAGAGGCAGCUCUGGGUGCAGCUGUUGGUGGUGCAGCUCUCGCAGUUGCGAAGUCAAGUCGUCGUUCCCGCAGUCGCUCGCCUUCUCAGGUUCAGCGUCGCAAGGAUUCCUCAUCUAGCACUUCAUUUAUGGAUGUCUCGCGACCUUCUGCAAAGUCUGUUGCUGGAUUUACGUCAUUCUUCACAGCCUCAUCUGAGAACCGCAAAAAGGAGAAAAAGAAGCAGCGUUCUAAAAAGUCAAGAAGCUUUUUCUCCUUCAAUAGCUCGUCUUCCUCUUCUCUUGAUGCAGAUCUGGCCUUUGGAAGCGGUUUUGCAAAGAAGUCAUCCAAGCUCCAGAAGAAGAAGAAAGGCAAGAAGACUGAGGAUGUGGAUGCUGCUCUGCUCGGACUGGGAGCGACGGCGACUGCUCUUGCCGCUUCGUCUCACUUCCGCAACAGCCGUAGUACCGGCCAGAUGAUGGCUGCCAGAGAUACUCGUCACAAUAAUUACACUUCCUCAGCAACCAAUGAGGACGACGAGUGGGUCGAUGCCGAGUCAGAGGAUCAGUCCUCGGCGAGUGUCAGCUCUGCCUUGGCCUUUGGAGCAAGCAGUGCCGAGUCUGGAUCUGACUCGAACAGCAGUGGCGGGUGGAAGUGGGGAUGGGGCAACAAGAAGAAAAAGAAGGACAAGAAAUCUUCCAAGAUGGACGCCGCCCUGGCGGCUGGGGCUGGUGCUCUGGGCGGUGCCGCCAUUGCUUCGGUUGCGCGCCACCGCGACAGUCGCCCUCCAAGCGAAGCUGGAAGUCUUCAGCAGGUUUACCCCGUGCCCACCUCUGAUCCUUCCCGUUUCGAUGUCGCUAAGAUUUCUUCCUCUGUGGCUUCUGGCGGUCAACCACCUCUCGUUCGCCCUGGUCCUAUUCCCUUGCAACAGCCCCAGCCCUACACUCCCGUUUCCCAGGCCGUGUACACCACCCAAGGAAGCUUGCCUGGGUCGAUUCCCGCCUACAGCCCUGGUGCUGUUCCUCCCAUCUUUGCCAAUGAGUACGAGCAGUAUAAUGAGCAAUUCCAGGGCUCCCGAGAUGCUUCUUACAUCCGUGACGAUGCCAGCUUCAUUGAGCGCCGCAAGCCGCACCGGAGCGACUCUUCGCCUGUCUUUCCUACGCAGGAGAGUAUAGUGUCAGCCCCCAAGCGCCGAUCUACGACCCGUGAUCAAGCCUCUGUGUCUUUCGAUCUGACUGAGGAGCAAGUCGAACGUGAGCGCCGCCUUGACAAACGCGAGCGAAGAUCACAGGAUGAUUUCCGGGAAGAGCCUGUGCAAUUAGUUGAUCAUGAAGAGGAGCUUACUCGUGAAGAGGCUGAACGUCGUGAGCGCCGAGAGCGCCGCAAGUACCGCGAAGAGGAAAAACGUCGCAAUGUUAGCGAUAAGGAGAAGGAUUCCUCUUCUUGGGUCGAGGCAGCUGCCAUUGGAGCCAUCGGCGCUGCCGCCGCUAGUUCCAUCGUCUCUUCCCGCAAGAAGCACGACGAGGACGUCUCCGAAGUUACCUCACGACACCGGGACCGCCGUGCUGAACGUCGCGCUGAACGACGAGGCGACUCGUCGGUCAUCUCAAAGUCUGACGUUCCCGAGCCAAUUGAGGAGAAGGUCUCGUCAGUGUCCAGGGACAGCCGCGAGAAUUCCUCUUCUCCUUCUCGAAAGUCUCCCCGCCCAGCUCCCGUGCACGAAGACUACGCUGAAUUCUUCGCCCCCGAGGAAGUUCGUCACAGCCCCGACCAACAUUCGCGUGACCGAGACCACAGUCGUGACUCCAGCACGCCCGAGAUAGUGGAAGUUGUGCCCGCCAGCGAGCGAGAGAAAAAUAAUGACGAGCCCCGUGACGACUUGCCGCAAUUUGCGCAAGAACCUUAUGAAGGUCGUGACCAUCUCCCGUGGCCGGUCCCACGGCUGAACUUCAUCGACCCUACCCCUCCGGCGAGCGUGAACGGCUCUGUCCGCGCGAACUCGCCGCUUGUUACCCCAGUUGAGCCUGUUCGCGAAGAAGAACCCAAGGAACGUGAAUAUCAGCGCGAGCCCGAUCCGGAGCCGGAACACGAGCCUGAACGCGAAUGGCAACGACCCUCGACUGGCUCGCGGGUCUCCUGGGGACCGCACCAGACCCAUGAAUAUGAGAUUCCAUCUUCAUCCGAGCAAGACCCACACUCCCCAAUUGAAGAAAUCAGCAGAGAUCUGUCCAUGACAGAGGUUGAGGAGGAGCAGUCCAAGGAUGUCCGUGAGAAGAUCGAUUUUGGUAAUGACAUCGAAUUUGCUGCUAUUGCUGCUGCUGGGGCCCAAGCAGCUGGCUUUGAUCCCUCCGUCGUCCUCAAUGACCCGACUUACCACACUCGCACCUCGCCACCUGGGUCGGAGGACGAGGAUACGUUCUCCCCUCAUUCAAAGUGGGCUGUUCCCCCUCAACCAGAGCAGUCUCAUGGAUUUGUCGAAGGCGAGAUUGAUAGCUAUACGCCGAGCAAAUCCCGGGAUAUUGAGCCAUCCGUUGAACACGUCAUCGAAGAGAAGCCCUUCUACGCCGAACCGGAAACGUUCACCUCAGACAAGGAUAUGUCGUCUCCCAAGCGGCGAGACCGCGGCUCAAUCGCCCAAGAGGUCAUCGAGCAAUUGAACGGGAAGAGUCCACGCUCUGGCUCUCCCGAAGAUGAUGUCUUCUCCAUGCCCGGCGGCUUCGAGAGUGUUGACGUCCCUCGCGAUGUUUCUCGUGAUGAUUCCCGCUCGGUGGUCUCCGCCCCACCCGAGCGUGAGUCUGAGAAAAGCAGGUCCAAGAAGUCGCGUCGCAGCGGUGAUGAUUUCAAGUUCCCCCGUGAGAUUUCUUCGCGUGAGCGUGAUGCUGUCUCGCCACCCGAGGAGGUCGAGGAGAAGGCCGAUGAACAGAAGACACACCGCAAGCAUCGUUCCAAGCACGGCGACAGUGAUUCUUUUUCGGUAGAUGACGACGCCAGAUCUGCAAUCACCUCUGUCGAUGACUUGGAUAAGUCUGAGAGACGUAAACAUCGCCACCGCUCGUCGCGCGAUAAGGACUUUGAUGACACUGCCUCCAUCGCGUCCUCCCCCGCCGGUGCUUAUGAGAAUGACGAGAAGUCCGAGCGACGCAAGCGCCGCUCCAAGCGUGAUAGUGAUGCUUUCUCUGUGAACGAUGACGCCAGAUCUGCUAUCACUUCCAUUGGCGAUGUUGACAAGUCUGAACGACGCAAGCAUCGCCAUCGUUCCUCGCGUGAUAGAGACUUUGAUGACAAUGCAUCGGUCACGUCUUCUCCUGCCCGAAUUGAUGAGACCCGUGAGAAGCGCCGGAGCAAGGAUAGCAAGGAUGAGAAGGAGAAAGACAAGAGCGGGGGCAUCAUACGCAGCAUCUUUGGCUCACGAGUGUCUGCCCCCGAGGGUCGUACUCAGUCCAAUCAAUCUUCUCGAUCAUCCUCUCUAGAGAAGCGCCCUUCUCGUGAAGCUGUGUCUGAAGCUGGUGUUGAUGAGGAGAGACGCCGCCGCAAGAAGCGCUCUUCCAGACAUCGCAGCUCAAGUGGAGAUGACAAGGUGGAGGAUGAUGCCUCGGACAAAGAGGGAAGUGUUCCGGAUGACAGGGAUCUCGAAGAGUAUAGGUCUCAACGGCAGCAGAAGGAGGAGCGUCGUCGACACAAAUACGAGGAGAUUGUGGAAUCGGGAAAACGUCGGGAAUCUGAGAAGGUAUAG
Penicillium daleae is the source of this 5760-nucleotide messenger RNA. RefSeq lists its product as uncharacterized. The record is from RefSeq and is a predicted model, not a curated record. The transcript has a single exon. The coding region runs from base 1 to 5760 and encodes 1919 amino acids. Lineage: Eukaryota; Fungi; Ascomycota; Eurotiomycetes; Eurotiales; Aspergillaceae.